AAAUAGUCUCAUAUGUGUAGAAAUUCAGCACAUAAGAAGCAUCUGUUGAUGCUGUACAAAAAUUUACCUGACAAUACACCUAAGUGUUAUAGCUACAGGACAGCCGGAAUAAAUUUAUCUCUGGAAAAAUUAACACAGACAGUACAACAUGAAUAAAAAUUUAGAUGUGAAAGUGAAAGAUCAUCGUCGACAUACUUUACACGACCAGUUGUUGUCAACAGAUAAUUUAUCAAAUGAACACAACAGUCCUCGAAACCGACAUCGAUUUCUUCCAGUUGACACUGAAUAUCAUCGAGCUGAUAUCAAUGACAGACUAGGUAUCAAAUUUAGUUCUACAAAAUUUGAUUGGUAUCAUACAGAAUCAUGGUUAGUGAUUCAAAAUACAAUUAUCAAUGUUAUCCUUUGCAAAUCUGAUCCAGAUAUAAAAGCAUCAAUGACAAAUCUAAGACAACUAACAACCUCCGGAGUUGAAAUGUCUCAUAUUAUCGCAUACUGUGAAAAAAAAUUGUUACGUAAUACCAUGCGGAUUCUUCGUAGACCAUUGGAAGAUUUGUCUGGUAAGGCAUUAAUCAGUCAACUGACACAUGUAUGGAAAUAUUACAUUAAGUACAGCUACCCUGUUAUUCUCAUGAUAUUUACAGUAGCAUCGGAGUGGCGAACAAAUAGAACAACUGAGAUAAUACGGGAUUAAAAUCAAGGAAGAUGAGAACAAAGAGAAAGAGUGACAUAGUUGAUCCUAAUCUUGGUAAGGAAACAAAAUUUAUCAAGGUAGGUGUAGUGUAAGAAUAAAUUGUUUUGUAUACACAAAGACGGUUUCAAUUUGCGUAUGGCUACCGCUUCCGUGAACAUCAUUAUACUCCCGUGGCUGUUUCUGUAUAAAACUUUGAGAUCUGUUUGAAUAUUAACGGUAUGAUCCGUUUCUACAAUAUUUCUAGCUAAAGAUGACGAAAGUUGUCUCCUGCAUGCACUUAUCAAAGUUUUACUUGAUUAUUUUUUAGAUGCAUUUAGGUACAUGUUCUCAUUUCAAGGAGUAAUAGAGCGAUUCAGUUCAGUGUGGCAGAACAUGUACUAACCGAAAUAGCUACAAAAACAGAUAGAGUCUGAGACUCUGAUAAGCACAGGUGGGAGACAAACCUCUUGAUUACUGAGUCUUAAAAUUUAUUCUUUCUUAUUCGUCACCUCUUUAACUUACCAUAUUUUUGUUUAGACUUUAAUUAUCCACCUACUUGGUCCUUAAGUAUUGCGCAGCUGUUAUUUCUCCAAGCUUUUCACCCGAUUUGAUUAUCUGAGUGUAUAUAUUUUCAUGCUGUUUUCUACGUCCUUAUCAUCAUUAUCAUCCAAACUACAACGACUUUAGUCAACACUGUCAACGUUAUCAUUAUUUUCAUUGUUAUUAUUAUCCGCAUUGUUAUUUGAAAACACUUAUCAUUAAUUAAUCUACACGGUUGGUUAACAUUUUUGUAUAUAUUUAGCUAUUCGUAAUUGAGUGAAGUUUGAGGUUUUAUUUGAGAACAAAAUUGUUUGCUCUUCAUUUCUAUCUAAACAUAUAAUAGAAACGAGUAACAUAAUUAGUAUUCAAACAGAUCUGAAAGUUUUAUACAGAAACAGUCAUGAGAGCAUAAUGAUGUUCACAGAAGCGAUAGCCAUACACAGACUGAAAUCACCUUUAUGUAUGCAAAUCAAUUUAUUCUUACACUAUACCUGACUUGAUAAAACUUGUUUUCUUACCAAGAUUAGUAUCAACUAUGUCAUUCUUCCUCUUCGUUCCCAUCUUUCUGAAUUUCUAUCCUCUAUUAUCUUAAUUGUUAUACUCGCCCUCCUUUUUUUUAGGUUUAAUAUAAAUUGACUUGAUAAAUGGAUGUGUGAUUAGAUUGUUCGAAGUGUAUUGUGCAACUACACUAUGGACUGUUCAUACAAACUUCAUAUUCUAAUUACACUAUCUAGAUUCACAAAAGAGACUCACUAUUUCACAUUUUAUUUGCGAUAAAACUAUUUCAGUGGAUGCAUAGUCGUAUUCGUAGUAAUGGGAAAGAAACAAGUAAGCUUACUGUUUGACAAAUAGAUCAAUACUAGGUCAUUAAAACGGAAUGCUCCUGGAUGAAAUAUUGAGUUAUUUCUAGCGUUAGAAA
Heterobilharzia americana is the source of this 2129-nucleotide messenger RNA. The record is from the annotation of a GenBank genome assembly. Lineage: Eukaryota; Metazoa; Platyhelminthes; Trematoda; Strigeidida; Schistosomatidae.